Sturnus vulgaris (Common starling) is the source of this 361-nucleotide messenger RNA. Lineage: Eukaryota; Metazoa; Chordata; Aves; Passeriformes; Sturnidae. The record is from RefSeq and is a predicted model, not a curated record.
CCGGAAACGGGACCGGGACCGGGAUUGGGACAGAGAAACCCACACGGAACCGGGAAUCCCAUACGGCCGCUCCAUGGCCGAUCCCAUCCCGCUUCCCGUGGGGAUCCUGCGCCUCCCGAGGGGUCCCGACAUCUCCGGCAGCCGCGGCUUCUCCUCCCGUUCCCGGGAUCCGCAGAAUUCCCGGGAUCCUCACGAUUCCCGGGAUCCCGGAGCGCUCCAGAGCGCCCGGGCCGCGCUCCGGGAGCGAUUCCUGCGGCUGCUGAGCAGCGCCCGGGGCCGCCCGGUGCGGUUCUGCCUCUGGAACGGGAUCCGGCUGGACGCCGAGUUCGGGGCUGCCGAUGUGCAGACUGGAACUUUCCAG